GCGGGCACUGGGCGAGCGCGGGGGGCGCUGGUGUGCCAGCUGCUGCGUUGUCUUGCCUGCAGCUCCGCCCGCUGCGGCGAAUGCGGCUCGGACCCGGGCCGUGGCGGGAGGGAAGAUGCCACAGCCCGAGUCCCGAAAGGCCGGGGUCCUGCGCUGCCGGCGUCGGGGAAACUGAAAAUGGCCCUUCAGCUAUGCUAGGUCUAUAAUGGGAAGUGUCACAGUUCGAUAUUUCUGUUAUGGAUGCCUUUUUACAUCUGCAACCUGGAUGGUUUUGCUUUUUGUUUAUUUCAACUUCAGUGAAGUGACUCAGCCACUUAAGAAUGUGCCCAUCAAGGGGUCUGGGCCCCAUGGACCAUUCCCCAAAAAAUUUUAUCCCCGUUUCACUCGAGGUCCAAGUCAAGUGUUAGAAUCACAGUUCAAAGCAAACAAAAUUGAUGAUGUGAUAGAGAAUCAUAUUGAAGAUCCAGAAAGAGGCAACAUGAAAUUCUCUUCUGAACUGGGUAUGAUUUUUAAUGAACGUGAUCAGGAGUUGAGAGACUUGGGGUAUCAGAAACAUGCCUUCAAUAUGCUUAUUAGUAACCGCUUGGGCUACCAUAGAGAUGUGCCAGAUACAAGGAAUGCAGCAUGUAAAGACAGGUCUUACCCGCCAGAUCUGCCAGUCGCUAGUGUUGUUAUUUGUUUCUACAACGAAGCCUUUUCUGCCUUGCUCCGGACCGUGCAUAGCGUCCUAGACCGCACGCCAGCCCGGCUUCUUCACGAAAUUAUCCUUGUGGACGAUGACAGUGACUUCGAUGACGUGAAAGGAGAACUAGAUGAAUACAUCCAAAAACACCUCCCUGGAAAGAUUAAAGUAAUAAGAAAUACAAAACGUGAGGGGUUGAUUCGAGGAAGAAUGAUUGGAGCAGCCCACGCAACAGGAGAAGUCCUGGUGUUCCUGGACAGCCACUGUGAGGUGAAUGUGAUGUGGCUGCAGCCCCUGCUGGCUGCCAUCCGGGAGGACCGGCAAAUGGUGGUGUGCCCGGUGAUCGACAUCAUCAGCGCUGACACGCUGGCCUACAGCUCGUCCCCUGUGGUGCGGGGAGGGUUCAACUGGGGGCUGCACUUCAAAUGGGACCUCGUUCCCCUUUCUGAGCUCGGAGGAACAGACGGAGCUACUGCACCAAUAAAGUCACCUACAAUGGCUGGAGGAUUGUUUGCCAUGAACAGAAACUAUUUCAGUGAACUUGGGCAGUAUGACAGUGGCAUGGAUAUCUGGGGAGGAGAAAAUUUAGAAAUAUCAUUCCGGAUUUGGAUGUGUGGAGGUAAGCUCUUCAUCAUCCCUUGCUCUAGAGUUGGACACAUUUUCCGGAAAAGGCGACCAUAUGGUUCUCCAGAGGGCCAGGACACCAUGACACACAACUCCUUGCGGCUGGCACAUGUUUGGUUGGAUGAAUAUAAGGUGAGAUUAAAUCUCUCACCGAGAAGGAUGGAUGAUAAGGAGCAGUAUUUUUCCUUAAGACCUGAUCUGAGAACCAGAAGCUAUGGAAAUAUCAGUGAGCGUGUUGAAUUGAGGAAGAAGUUGGAUUGUAAAUCAUUUAAAUGGUAUUUGGAUAAUAUUUACCCAGAGAUGCAGAUAUCUGGUCCCAAUGCCAAACCCCAGCAACCCAUUUUUAUCAAUAGAGGGCCAAAACGCCCCAAAGUCCUCCAACGUGGAAGGCUCUAUCACCUCCAGACCCACAAGUGUCUGGCGGCCCAGGGCCGCCCAAGUCAGAAGGGAGGCCUAGUGGUGCUUAAGGCGUGUGACUACAGUGACCCAAAUCAGAUUUGGAUUUAUAAUGAAGAGCACGAAUUGGUUUUAAAUAAUCUCCUUUGCCUGGAUAUGUCAGAAACUCGCUCAUCAGACCCACCACGACUCAUGAAGUGCCAUGGGUCAGGAGGAUCCCAGCAGUGGACCUUUGGGAGGAAUAAUCGGCUGUACCAGGUGUCAGUUGGACAGUGCCUGAGAGCGGUCGAUCCACUGAGUCGCAGAGGCUUUGUUGCCAUGGCCAUCUGUGAUGGCUCCUCCUCACAGCAGUGGCAUUUGGAAGGUUAAGGUGGAUGCUGUGGCUGGAACGGUGAUUGGUCAUGUUUGUCCUCAACAUGGAGAUGCCUGGGACACUAGCAGAGGUGAGACAGCAGACACAGUAGAGGUCGCAGCCCCGAGUGACCAUCGGGAGGUGAAGAAGUAUGGUUCACCAAGAGGUUCAGGUCAUUUCUCAACUGCUGUUAAGGAAUUUCUUACUUAUGGUAGGAAACCAGAAUGCAGUUUUAACUCUAAAGAGUCAGGUUUGUAUAGAAGGAUAAAGCCCAGGAAAUUGACAUGUCUAUUCAAAUUUAUUUAUGCUUCCUUUUAAUCCCCUUAAAUAACGGAGUGGCGUUUAUCUGAUCAGGAACUUGUCAUGAUUUCCUCUCUUAGAAGAUGUUGUAGAUGACAGUUAAUUUUUUUUAAAUUUCUAAUACCAUGUUCUAAAUAGUUUUAAAUAAACUGAUUGAAUCCACAUUACAUUUAACUUCAGAAGGCAUCAUUUAUAAGAUUAUAUU
Physeter macrocephalus (sperm whale) is the source of this 2559-nucleotide messenger RNA. It is a transcript of the gene GALNT11, whose product is annotated as polypeptide N-acetylgalactosaminyltransferase 11. Lineage: Eukaryota; Metazoa; Chordata; Mammalia; Artiodactyla; Physeteridae. The coding region runs from base 206 to 2071 and encodes 621 amino acids. Gene Ontology annotation, cellular component: Golgi apparatus. Gene Ontology annotation, biological process: regulation of Notch signaling pathway; protein O-linked glycosylation. The transcript has 12 exons. Gene Ontology annotation, molecular function: Notch binding; polypeptide N-acetylgalactosaminyltransferase activity. The record is from RefSeq and is a predicted model, not a curated record.